This is a messenger RNA of Serendipita indica DSM 11827, 1068 nucleotides long. Lineage: Eukaryota; Fungi; Basidiomycota; Agaricomycetes; Sebacinales; Serendipitaceae. The record is from the annotation of a GenBank genome assembly.
AUGGCCUACAAACUCCUUGUUGGCGGGUACACGCAGGGUGGUCUCCGUGUAGUCACCUUUGAUCCUUCAAACAAUAAGCUCGACCUCCAAUCGACGGGAAUCCCAGUCGGACCGGACCCAUCAUGGAUCGUCCAGCAUCCGCGUGAUAGCAGUCUCAUUCUCGCGACGAGUGAAGUAGAAGACGGAAAGUUGCAUGUGAUUCGACUCAAAGACGGCGAGGAACUCUCGGGCGAGGUGCUCACCAGCGUAUCGAGUGGAGGAACUUAUCCGGCACAUCUUCUGGUACUCGACGACUCCAUUGUCACUGGAAAUUACAUGGGAGGUUCCAUACUUGAUAUUCCCUACUCGCUUGGGCCAGUAUCGGUUAAGGAUCACGGCUCAGAAAAGGCGCAGGGUGUACACAUUCAGUUUAGUGGAACAGGACCAAACCCAGACCGCCAAGAAUCUUCGCACCCCCACGAAGUCUAUCUACACGGCAAUGAGCUCUUAAUUCCUGACCUCGGUGCAGACAAGACAUGGAGACUUGUCAAGGGGGAUUCUGGAUGGGAAAUCAAAGGCGCAAUCGAAUAUCCAGCCGGAUCCGGCCCGCGUCAUGUUCUAAUUCAUGAUGGUAUAUUGUACACAGUACUCGAACUGUCCAACGAGAUUGCACUGCACAAGUUCGUGGCCCUGCCGGAGACGCCAUCACCAAUCGCCGUUCUAUCGACUUUUGCAAGUGGAUCCCCUGCAGACCCAUCGAUGCUUGCGGCAGAAAUUCUCCUCUCACCGGACAAGCGGUUCAUUUACGUCUCAAACCGCAACGAUCCGUCACCAGAAGGCGACACUCUUGCCGUGUACACAGUGCAUUCGGACAAGCAAGAAUGCAAACUUGUUAAUGAAAUUCGAACAGGGGUGAAGCAUGCAAGGGGCAUGAAGUUUUCAAAGGAUGGCACGUACCUGGCUGUGGCGGGCAGUCACACAGGCUCUCUCAAGAUCUUCAAGGUCGUAGAGGGUAGCUCUAAUGGAGAGGUGACAGCAGUUGCAAGCGUAGAGGGACUUGAGAAGCCGACUGCAGUGGUUUGGCUGUGA